Messenger RNA from Colletotrichum orchidophilum, 525 nucleotides. RefSeq lists its product as uncharacterized. NCBI's taxonomy places the organism in Eukaryota, Fungi, Ascomycota, Sordariomycetes, Glomerellales, Glomerellaceae. The coding region runs from base 1 to 525 and encodes 174 amino acids. The record is from RefSeq and is a predicted model, not a curated record. The transcript is spliced from 2 exons.
AUGUCGUCUGGCAGCUGGGGUGAGCAGGGAGUCAAGCGCGGGCGAGCAAAGGUGACAGGCACCCGUGUUCCUGCACGUCGAACGGGUCGAAGGCAGUCAGUCGAGUUUGACCAAGUUGAUCACGGCGGCUCUGACCGUGGCACGGUAUCAUCAGGUUCCAUCCGGACAGCUGCCAGGAGCCGUGGUGCAUACUUUGUAGCGCGCGUGCGUCAGAGGCAAGCCGGACCAUCGGUCCAUGUCAUUGAGCUCCGGAGAAGACAAGCGAAAGACGGUGCACCAGUGCAUUUUGGUCGUGAUGAAACGACAAGAAGCUGGCGGAUGGUGAUGCCGUGGUGGUGUGCCCCUGCGUCAGAGAGCAUGGUGCAACGGGACGAUGGGAUGGACACCGUAGUGGCGAUGCCGCGAUGGAGGAUAAGACGCCAGUGGGAGAGACACGGCGGGCGGCAAGGCGGCGUCAAACAAUUCGGUUCUCCACGAUUGUCGAUAGCAACCGACAAGAUGUCCCCACCUCCCGUCUACGAAUAG